UUUUCGAUUUUAUUGCUUAGUUUAAUCCAAAAUACUAGAAGAACAUAUGUUACCAGUAGUGGACACGGUUGAGCAAACACAUAUGCCAGGGAAUGUAGUAUCUCCUAAAGUUUUGAUGGAUUUAAUACCAAAAUUAAAAAUUUCUAUGCAAGAAACGGAUAAAAAUGAAGUAAUAAAAAAUUCAGAGCAACAUUCAUCUGUUUCAUGGGAUCCAGAUACUUGUGAAAACUUAUAUAUUACGCUGGAAGAGCAAAUUGAAUCAAAAGAUACAUUAGCUCGAGAACAAGCCUUAAAAGCACUAUUAUUAACAUUAGAUGCAACAAAUAAAAGAGUUGAGCCGUAUCUGGUUCGUUUAUUACCGAGGGUUCUGAAGCAAGUUGGUUUGGAGAAGGUGGCAGCCGUCCGAACACAAGCAUCUACGGUUGCUGAAGAUAUUAUUAAAACAAUGAAUCCAUAUGCAGUUAAAACAAUACUUUCCCAUGUCACAAAUUCGAUUAAAACAUCGGGAAAAUGGAUGGAAAAGAUGUGCGCAUUCCGAUUACUGGAUAUGCUGGUUGAAAAGGCGCCGUGCCAGAUGUCAUAUAGACUUCCGGAAUUAAUUCCAAUUUUAUCAGAAUCUAUGUGGGAUACAAGAACAGAUAUUAAGAAUCAAGCACGUAAAACGAUGACGAGUGUUUGUACAUUAAUAUCUAAUCCGGAUAUUGAUAAGUUUAUUCCGGUUCUUAUUGAUUGUAUUGCCCAACCGGAAAAAGUUCCGGAAACCAUUCAUACGCUUGGUGCAACGACAUUUGUUCAAGAAGUACAUGCGUCAACGUUGUCCAUUAUGGUUCCUUUGCUUUACCGGGGUUUAAAUGAGCGUGAGACAACGAUUAAACGAAAAUCCGCUGUAAUUAUUGACAAUAUGUGUAAACUCGUUGAAGAUCCUUAUAUUAUUGCACCAUUUUUACCGAAGCUGAUACCAACGCUUGAACAUAUUAAAGAAACGAUUGGAGACCCCGAAUGUAGGUCAGUAGUUAACCGCUCUUUAGCUACAUUGAUUCGUGUUGGAAAUGUUAAAGAAGGAAAAAUACCCGAGGUUUUGAAUAUCGCUAAGCCAGAAAAUUGUAUGGAAACACUUCUUUCAAUUCUUAAAGGGCAGGAACUAGUACCGGUAUCGGAUGUUUAUUUAAAUUAUAUUUCAUGUAUAGCAUCUCAGCUUAUUGAUGAGAAGAACAAUGAAGUUGUUGAUUGGGAUGUUAACAUUUCUCCAUAUCUGCAACCUAUUAUACUCAAGGCAGAUAUUAAUUGUAUCAUUGAUCAAUUUAGGAAACGAUCUAUUUCGGGUUUCCAUAGUUCUUCCGCUGAAUCAGAAGAGGAAGAAGGAGAAGAUUUAUGUAAUUGCGAAUUUUCUCUUGCAUAUGGUGCAAAAAUUCUUUUAAACAGGACAUCCCUGAAUCUCAAGCGUGGUUAUAGAUAUGGUCUUUGUGGGCCUAAUGGUUCCGGAAAGUCAACUCUUCUUCGCUCUAUUUUUAACGGUCAACUUGAGGGUUUUCCUACAGAAUUAAAGACAGCAUAUGUCGAACAUGAUAUCGAUGAUACGGAAUCAAAAACAUCUGUUUUUGAUUUUAUAGCAAAUGAUCCAUCAGUCGUUGUUAAGAAUAAACAGGAAGUAAUAAGUUCGCUUUUGGAACAUUCUUUUACGGAGGAUAUGCUUUCAAUCCCUAUUUCCAAUCUUUCUGGUGGAUGGAAGAUGAAAUUAGCUCUUGUUCGUGCUAUGCUUCGACAGGUCGACAUUUUAUUGUUAGAUGAACCCACGAAUCAUUUGGACGUAAAGAAUGUUGCCUGGCUCGAGAAUUUCCUAACUUCACAAACUCAUAUUACUAGCAUUAUUGUUUCACACGAUUCUAAGUUCUUGGAUAACGUCGUUCAAGCUAUCAUUCAUUACGAACAUUUUAAACUUAAAAAAUAUAUGGGUAAUAUGAGUAAAUUUAUUACAUUAGUUCCAUCUGCUCGGUCUUAUCAAGACAUUUCUAUGUCUGAAAUUGAGUUUUCAUUUCCAGAACCAGGUUACUUGGAGGGAGUUAAGACUAAGCAGCGUGCUAUUUGUCGUAUGCGAGACAUAGAAUUUCAAUACGAAGGAACUAGCGAGCCUCAAAUUAAAAAUGUUUCGCUCCAGGUUUCUUUAUCAUCACGUAUUGCUGUUAUAGGUCCCAAUGGUGCAGGAAAAUCUACCUUAAUUAAAGUUCUUUGUGGUGAACUUAUCCCACAAAAAGGUGAAGUUUGGUGCCAUCCUAAUCUUCGAAUUGCAUAUGUUGCUCAAGCUGCAUUUGUACACCUGGGUUCUCAUGAAAAUAAAACGCCAUCUGAAUAUAUUCAAUGGAGAUACCGAACUGGCGAAGAUUCCGAAACCAUAGAUAGAGCCUCUCGACAAUUAACAGAAAAUGAUGAACACCUUAUGAACAAGAUCUUUAAAAUCAAUGGAACCAGUAGAAAAAUUCAAGGAAUACAUUCUCGAAGGAAGCUUAAAAACUCGUAUGAAUACGAAUGUUCAUUUCUUGUUGGAGAAAAUGUUGGAGAAAAAAAUGAACGAUGGGUACCAUUACCUAGUAUGAAUAAUGAAUGGUUACCACGAGGAGAAUUGAUUGAAUCUCAUUCCAAAAUGGUCGCAGAGGUUGACAUGAAAGAAGCUCUAAAAUCAGGAUCUUUUCGUCCUUUAGUUCGUAAAGAAAUUGAGAAACAUUGCGAAAGUUUUGGACUUGAUGCAGAAAUUGUUACACAUUCGAGAAUUAAAGGCUUAUCAGGUGGUCAGAAAGUUAAACUUGUCCUUGCAGCUGGUUCAUGGUUAAAACCUCAUGUUAUUGUUUUAGACGAGCCUACGAAUUAUCUUGAUCGUGAUUCUUUAGGCGCUCUUUCUAAAGCUCUUAAAAGUUUCGAAGGAGGUGUUGUUAUCAUUACACAUUCAGUCGAGUUUACAAAGAAUCUUACUGAAGAAGUUUGGAGUGUGCAAAAUGGACAAAUGACACCAUCUGGGCAUAACUGGGUUCAAGGUCAAGGAACAGGACCUAGGCUUCAAGAACAAGAGGAGGAGGAUACGUUUGAUGCAUUGGGUAAUAAAAUUGAGGCAAAAAAGAAGGCCAAAAAAUUAACCAGUUCCGAAUUAAGAAAGAAGAAAAAGGAACGUAUGGCUAGACGUAAAAAAGGUGAAGAAGUCUUUUCCGAUGAAGAUGAUUAGAAGAAAAGUUCGAUUCACUCCUAAUUUAGCUCAAUAAAAUGCCCAA
This is a messenger RNA of Pneumocystis carinii B80, 3257 nucleotides long. Its product is annotated as elongation factor 3. The transcript has a single exon. Gene Ontology annotation, molecular function: ATP binding; translation elongation factor activity; ATP hydrolysis activity. The record is from RefSeq and is a predicted model, not a curated record. Lineage: Eukaryota; Fungi; Ascomycota; Pneumocystomycetes; Pneumocystales; Pneumocystaceae. The coding region runs from base 47 to 3211 and encodes 1054 amino acids.